UAACAUGUAAACUGCGUGUGCGCGCGGGGUUGUUUACGGUUACUAACUUAUUUAUUUUCACUAAAUUUCAGUAACAGAAGUGUCAUUUUUCGGUCAAUUAUUUCAGGUUGCAUUGAAGGAUGACGGAUGCAUUUGGUGCAAUAACCUGGUGGGGAUUCAGUCCCGCACUAGAUCUCCAAGACAAAGUCAGAGAUGUUGAGACUUCCUCAGAUCUGAACAUCCUGAUGAUAGGAGCUGGAGACUGCAGACAUAUGCUCAAGACUAUUGCAUUAUCACAUCGGCACAAGAAGAAACAAAUCAAUUUUUAUGUCAUUGAGAGCAACUUGGAACUCCUUGGCCGGCACUUACUCCUGACAAACCUAGCCCUGGAAUCACCCAAGCUGAUGGGUCUGCAGGAGAAGACAGAGUUGUUCCUAGAGGUCUUUGGCAACUCCUUAGUGAGACAACAAACCAGGGACUACAUCGUCAGCAAGGCAAAAGACUUCAUCAGAAUGGUGACUGACUCUGACUACUUGGCUCAGAGGCUCCCAGCAUUUGAUUUCUCCUUGUUGAAGUUUAAAGAACGAGAUCAGCUAGAGGCAAUCUUCAAGUUUUGGAGAGGCAGCGACGACAGAGUUUUUGAUAUCUCCAAGUGCUGGGACAACAGGUUAAGACGUUACCUAUCGACCCGUUAUGACUCCCGCGUGGGGGCCUAUGACUGGGACUACAACAUGAAGUUAUUGGACCGCGGUGCUGGCAUCAUCCAUAAGAAAGAAUACAGUUACUGGAGAGAGACUGGGUCCGCGUUCAGCGUGAGAGAAGGAACCUACGACGUGCCCAACAAGACACUCGCAUCGGGACUUAUUGUCAAGACUACCAGUGGUAACGUCCCACAGCGAGGCUACUGGGGUGACAUUGUCAGCAGUCCCUACCUAGCCUUUGGUAUUGAGUCUGAGGAAGCCAGUCUGACAAAGAAGACUAAUGACAAGUACACAAAGUCGGCACAAGACAUCUCGGAACACAACAUCUUGGCCAUGCUCCACGAGCUGACGACGGGUGAAAAAUAUGUUCUUCCCAAACCAAGCAAAGACACAGAGACAAAAGAAAAGAAAAAUUCCGAAGGGGCAACACUUGAAGAAAUAACGGAAGAAGAGGAGGAAGAAGUAGAAGAUAAGAAGGAAGAUAAAAGUAAUGAGCAAAAGAAGAAACAAGUUGAAGAAAAUGGAAACAAGGAUCAACAGAAUAAAGAAUAUGAAAAUAUCCCGAUAGAAAAUGUCAAGAUUUACUUUCUUCCGAUCGGAUCAGCACAUGAAAUACACAAAAAGGGCAAAUACAAGGGGUUGUUCAACAUGGUCUACCUUUCCAAUGGCAUGGUGCACUACCUGACCGAGGACUUGAAGACAGUCUUUGCAGACCAAUCCACAAUCAUUACAGAGACGGCGCGGUUCAUGUUGGAACUCAAAACAGAACAGUGCCAAGAAUUCCUGAGUAAAGUAACAGGAAUGGCACGAGCUGUCGGCUGCCAGAUCACAUCCACGAGUGAUGCCCUCAAAGACUCCUUCCUGCGCUUCAGAUUCGAGAGAAAAACGUGACAAGAUAACCUGAUAUAAUUAUUUCCAAUUUGUUUAAAUGUUUGAGAGGUUUUCAAUAUUCCUUAUUUGUGCACUACGUUAUUUUACAUGUACUUUCAAGUGUGUUUACACGCCAGGAUUCUAUGAAGAACCACCGAGAACAUAUUCCUGAAAAGCUCAUGUAGCUUUUCUGAGUACGUGUAUAAUUGAGAAAAAAAAAACAAGAUUGACUGAAAAGAAUGCAAACUAUACUUCGAGAAACACUUCUGGUUUAGACUGUGUUUAAAAAUGUGAUUUGUAACCAAUUAAAGGGCAGGUGACGCUCACUUUCAGUAAAA
Messenger RNA from Patiria miniata (bat star), 1888 nucleotides. RefSeq names its product dynein assembly factor 3, axonemal-like (gene dnaaf3). The coding region runs from base 120 to 1571 and encodes 483 amino acids. The transcript is spliced from 10 exons. The record is from RefSeq and is a predicted model, not a curated record. Gene Ontology annotation, biological process: axonemal dynein complex assembly; motile cilium assembly. NCBI's taxonomy places the organism in Eukaryota, Metazoa, Echinodermata, Asteroidea, Valvatida, Asterinidae.